This is a messenger RNA of Cajanus cajan (pigeon pea), 982 nucleotides long. Its product is annotated as E3 ubiquitin-protein ligase. The record is from RefSeq and is a predicted model, not a curated record. NCBI's taxonomy places the organism in Eukaryota, Viridiplantae, Streptophyta, Magnoliopsida, Fabales, Fabaceae.
UAAAUUAUAUUGGGAAGAAGGAGCAGGAGACCAGAGAAUUUCUCCCAAAUUCGAAAUGGUGAAAGAGAUCGAAACUCUGUCAGAAGAUGAAAGACGCGCACUUCGUGGAAGCAAGUUCGCCCCUCUUCCCCGCCCUUCCAAUUCCAAACCCAGGUUGGCUCAUCCUGGUGGACCUUUGGCGACGAAUAAAGCAGCGGCUUUGGCGAAGUUUCUGGAGAGAAAGCUGAAGGACCCAAAUGGAUUGGCAUCUAUUAACCCUGAUCUUCUUGAACUUGCCGUUAAUAAUGCUAAACAAACUGUCUAUGCAAGUACUUCCAAUUCGGGAAGAAGUGUUCGACAUGUGGACUCCUUUGGUGAUUCUGAUUCUAAGGAUUCUAGUGAAGAACAACAGAAUGAAAUAUCUGAGGUAAAGGAAUUCAGUAAAAAGAAGAAAAAGAAGGAGAAAAAGAAGAAAGAGAAAAAGAGGAACAAAAAGCAAAAGAAUGCAGAGGACCUAGAAUAUGCUGUGGCGAAAAAGCCUAAACAGAAAUUUAAAUUCUGAUCUUAUUUAUAGUAGCAGAUUUUUGAAAUAGAGGAUUGGGGCCAAAAAUUUUAGCCACGGUUUCUUUCCUCGCUCAAAUUGGCUAGUUACAUGUAACAUGGAUUCAUAGAUGCGCUGUUGUGCUUGUGCUGGAGCUUUCGAUUCAAUUGACCUUUCCACUAGCUACAACAUAGAUUAUGAACCUUUAUAUAUAUAUAUAUAUAUAUAUAAUUUUUUGUUAGAUUCUUUCGGGGUGUGAAGUUAAUAUUAUUUGUAUUGUCUUUUCUUUUUAUUUUAUCCCUCGAUUGUUUUAUUUAUUUUAGUUUGGUGAAAAGAAAAAAAAAACUAGUUUUUUUUUCCUUCACCUAUACACUAGUUCUUGUGGGAUGUGCAAGAAGCAUUUUUAGCUAUAAACAUGCUAAAACAGAAUCUGGUUCAGUAAUAUAAAUGAUUGGGAUGUCU